AUGGUGGCGCCGCCGCUGGCGUCCGAUCUGCGAGGGCCGCGGCCUCCUGCGAGAACCGAGGAGAAGGCGGAGAGAGACAGAAGGGAAGUGGAUGAGGAGGCGGCGGACGACUUCGAUCGGCUGCCGGACUCGGUGCUGCUGCUGGUGUUCAACCGGAUCGGCGACGUUAAGGCCCUCGGCCGCUGCUCCGUCGUCUCCCGCCGCUUCCACGGUCUCGUUCCCCAUGUAGAGGACGUCGUCGUCCGCGUCGACUGCGUCAUCUCCGACGAGGAACAAGGUCCUCCCGGUGGAUCCUUCUCCACUGCCGCCACCACCUCCGCCUCCGGUUCGUCUCACAAGCCUCGCGGUCUCUUCUCCCAUCUUGCCCGGCUCGUCCUCAGUGCCAUCGUGAAGCCUCUCCAGGCCAUCGGUCAGAUCCUCGCCAGCCCCUCCGGCGGCGCCUCGUCGUCCGUGUACAAGAGGCUGUCCUCGUUCCCCGCCGUUCCGGCCAUGUCUCCUUCGGUGCCUUCCUCCCCCGAGGUCUCUCACCACUCGCCCACGGAGGUGCUCCGUAGUUUCAAGGAGAUACGCCGGCUCCGGAUCGAGCUCCCGACGGGGGAACUCGGCGUCGAGGAUGGCGUCCUCCUCAAGUGGAAGGCUGGCUUCGGCUCCACCCUGGACAACUGCGUCAUCCUCGCGGCCAACGCGAUCCUCUCCUCGGCGAAGGGGCCUUCGACUCCCCCCUGCGACAAAGGCCUCGGAUCUCUCCCGGGCAUCGUACAGAGCCACUGCAGAGAAGGGGGAGACAGUUGCGGCGGCGGCGGCGGCGGCGGCGGGGACGACAAUGCGAACAUCCCGGAGUCCUUCUACACCAACGGCAGCCUCAAGCUGAGGGUCGUGUGGACCAUCAGCUCCCUCAUUGCCGCCUCGGCGCGGCACUUCCUCCUCCAGCCUAUCGUCGCCGACCACGGGACUCUGCAGAACCUGGAUCUGACGGACGCCGACGGCCAGGGGCUCCUGCGGAUGGACCGGGCGCAGCUGGAAGAGCUCCGGGUGAAGCCCGUGUCUGUCUCCGGCUCAUCGCAGCGCACCCUCGUUCCGGCGCUCGGUAUGCGGCUGUGGUACGCCCAGCACCUGGAGCUGCCCGGCGGCGUGGCGCUUAAGGGCGCCACCCUGGUGGCCAUACAGCCCAGUGAUCCGCCGGGAAUAGCCACCGGCGACGGCUGGGGCCAGGACACAAGCUGGGUCUCCACCGCCUUCGAUGAGCCGUACGCAGCCGCGGUGAGGCAGCUCGUCAAGAGGAGGACCUUCUGCCUAGAGAUGAAUUCCUUCUAA
Spirodela intermedia is the source of this 1314-nucleotide messenger RNA. NCBI's taxonomy places the organism in Eukaryota, Viridiplantae, Streptophyta, Magnoliopsida, Alismatales, Araceae. The record is from the annotation of a GenBank genome assembly.